Molecule: messenger RNA, 2035 nt
Organism: Verruconis gallopava
Lineage: Eukaryota; Fungi; Ascomycota; Dothideomycetes; Venturiales; Sympoventuriaceae
Exons: 4
Coding region: 273-1862 (529 amino acids)
Biological process (GO): transmembrane transport; carbohydrate transport
Cellular component (GO): membrane
Molecular function (GO): carbohydrate:proton symporter activity
Source: RefSeq, a predicted model, not a curated record
UGUUUCGCGUCCAUGAAUCCUCAUGCCAAGCAUAGAGAAAUAUGAAGGCAAUCGAGAUAGGGAUGGGACUUACCGACUUUACAUCUUCGUUGUCUUCGACGGUAGAGUGCGUGUUCGAAUCAACACCCUUCGAGAACGGUUAGAGAUCGAGAUAAGGACAUGCGCUUUCGAUAUCUUCAUAGGACUAUAAGAGCCUGGCUAUACGAGCUUGUUGACUCGUUGAUUAACUUCCAGUUUUGAAUGAAUACAAACCCUGUGGAAAGCCAUCCAUCAUGAUCGAUUUCAGGAAGAUCUACAAGCAUCCCAAAGAAUGGUCCUUGUACAAGGACAUGACAGUGACCGCAUGGAGGGUCGCCAUUCUGGCUUGCUUAGGUGCCAUGGUUUUUGGAUAUGACACUGCCUGGUGGUCUGGUGUCUUGGGCAUGCCUGCCUUCACUUCGCGCUUUGGCGUUUACAACCCAGCGACGAAGAAAUAUGUCAUCUCUGCACCGUUGACAUCGUCAGGAAGUGGAAUUCCCACGGCUGGAAGGAUUCUUGGUUCAAUUGCUACUCCGUACAUAGCAGACUGGCUUGGACGCCGUUGGACGAUGCUUGUCAUGUCUAUUCUGUUCAUAGCAGCGAUCAUUGUUGAGGUUACUUCGAAGUCUUUCUGGCAAAUCGUUAUCGGACGGUUUUUCAAUUAUAUUCCUAUGGGGAUGGCAGGCGCGCUCGUUCCCGUUUACCAGGCGGAAUGUGCUCCUCCUUCGACUCGUGGUGCUCUAAUCACGAUCUUUACCUGGUUCGUUGACCUUGGUGCCUUGAUUGCAUCUUGUAUUGUAUUCAGCACUCACACGUGGAGAGGCGAAGGUGCAUACAAAUAUGUCAUGGGAAUCCAAAUGGCCUUUCCGCUUCUCAUCAUCGCCGCCCUUCCGUUCAUUCCGGAGACCCCACGUUUUCUUUGUAUGAAAGGCCGUCGGGAGGAGGCGAUCACAGUCAUGAAGACGCUUAGGAGGAGCGACGAACAGGCUAUUCAAGAGAUCGACGAGAUCGAGGCAUCCCUGGAGCGCAAAGUAGAGACUGGGGCGUGGAUCGACCUUGUACGCGGAUCCAAUCUGCGCCGUACGAUUAUCUCUAUUACCAUCCCUUCGAUCGAGGCAUGGCAAGGCCAGAGUUUCAUGGGAAACUACCUAGUUGUUUUUUUGAUCUCACUUGGCGCAACAAAUCAGUACAUGUUGUCGACUUUGCUCCAGGCUGUCUUGCUAAUUUGUGUGACGCUGACAUUCUGGAUGUCUGAUCACAUAGGCCGUAGGCCACUAUUACUUUUUGGCAGUGCAACUAUGUGGAUUACUUUCUUCAUCGUGUCCGCAGUCAGUGGACAUGACACUACAGGUAUUUCAGAUACCCGCAAGCAAGUUGCUGUCGGCAUGCUCUUCAUCUGGGCGAUCGCAUACGCAAGCACUUACCAGCCAGUCGGUUAUCUUGCACCAGCGGAGACGCCCACUACAAAGCUGCGCUCAAAGACCGCUGGUGUAGCAUACUUUUGUCAGCAAUGCGGCGGACUCAUCGUCACUUUUGUCGCCCCAUACAUGCAAAACGCUGGAUAUGGUAAUAUGGGACCAUAUAUCGGAUUUUUCUUCGGAGGAAUCUCAUUUCUUGGCUUGGUCUUCGUCUACUUCUGUUAUCCUGAAGUCAAAGGCCUUUCUGUCGAAGAACUCGACGUCCUCUUCGACAAGAGGCUGCCUACGAGAGAGUUCGGCAAAGUUCCGCGAGGUACCCAUGCCGUUGCAGAGCUUAUUGAGGGCCAUCCGAAAGAAGGAUCCCUUUCUGAUGCAGAAAAAGCCGUGGAUGACAAGGCUGCCGGUGUUACAGUAUCUAAAGUGUAGCGCAUAAGGUGGAAAGGGUCAGAAUGGCACAGUUUGAAUGUUGAUCUGACUUCGCGCAUGCCUUCAAACUCCUUGUUGGCUUUUCCCUUUUAGCCUCAAUGGAUGGAUGAGAUAGUAUCAGCUUUGGUUGUGUUGGCUUGAGCAGAGAUGAUGUAUUACAAUGCUAAUGGUCU